Portunus trituberculatus (swimming crab) is the source of this 558-nucleotide messenger RNA. RefSeq names its product translation initiation factor IF-2-like. The coding region runs from base 1 to 558 and encodes 185 amino acids. The transcript is spliced from 8 exons. The record is from RefSeq and is a predicted model, not a curated record. Lineage: Eukaryota; Metazoa; Arthropoda; Malacostraca; Decapoda; Portunidae.
AUGGAGAUCUCAGUGACAGUGUUAUGGACGUCUGGAGCAGUGUGUCUUCAGUACCUCAGGAUAACCACUUCUUCAGUAGUGUUCCUUGCCCCUUCACAACAUUUCUUCGUCAGUAGGUCUAUUCCUUCCGCCUCCAACGGCAGCGUGCCCACAGCAAUCCACUGUAUACCCAGGAACAGUGACUCAGCCUUCAGCACCCUGAGUCACACAUUCCAGUACUUCGUCAGCAGCUGUAUUCCUCGAAGCAGGGAGCCCUCAACACCCAGGCAAUGGUGUGUCGGCCUCAGCACGUGCGGCGUGACUGCCCGGCGGCGGCCACCCGCCCACAUUGCCACGCCUCCACGCCCCUCCCGCCCACACCCGCGCCUGCACGCCCGCACACGCACUCCUGACCAAAGAGGGGGAGGAGGAGGAGGAGGAGGAGGAGGAGGAGGAGGAGGAGGAGGAGGAGGAGGAGGAGGAGGAGGAGGCGCGUUUGACCGAGGAGGAGGAGGAGGAGGAGGAGGAGGAGGAGGAGGAGGAGGAGGAGGAGGAGGAGGAGGAGGGGGAGGAGGUUAA